This is a messenger RNA of Nannospalax galili (Upper Galilee mountains blind mole rat), 806 nucleotides long. Its product is annotated as translation initiation factor IF-2-like. The coding region runs from base 1 to 684 and encodes 227 amino acids. The record is from RefSeq and is a predicted model, not a curated record. NCBI's taxonomy places the organism in Eukaryota, Metazoa, Chordata, Mammalia, Rodentia, Spalacidae. The transcript has 4 exons.
AUGACCUUGGAUCCAGACCUUAGGAGGCUGAUGGAGUGGAUUAAAGAGUGGUUCAAGCAGAAGGAAAAAUGCAGAGGUACUAACCACGGGGAUGAGGCCACUACGACUGGAAAAAAGAAGCUCGGCCUGGGCCGGCCCCUGGGAGGUGCCGGGCGCAGGGUCCGCCCCGGCUUCGGAGGCGCCGGCCCAGGCUGGGCGCGGAGACCGGCGCGAGGCGGGCGGCGGGACGUUGGCAGCCAGGUCAGUCUUCCGCGCCGGGGUUCCGGGCUCACGGCGGUCGGAGCGGCCUCCGGGCCUGGCCGCGCUUCCCGACCCGGUCUCAGGUCGGCCCUGACUGCGGGCCCCGGGGCUCUCCGCUUCCCCGCGCCCGCGGACGGCUGGGCCGGCUCCGGUGGCGCGGAGAGAGCGGCCAGAAGCCAGCUGCGCCCGCGGUGCCGCCCCCCAGGCCGCUGGGAACCAGCUUGCCCCGGAAACCGGCCACCAGAUACGAUGCCACCAAGAAGACAAGAAAAGUGCAAGCUCCCUGUUCCACUUCCAGAAGGCAAAGUUCUGGAUGACAUGGAAGGGAAACAGUGGGUGCUGGGCAAGAUGAUCGGCUCUGGAGGGUUUGGAUUAAUAUACUUAGGUAUUAUUCUCUCCAGAUACACUGCUUUGGCGGACAUGUUAUCAGCAUCUGUUGCCUGAGGCUGAGAGGAAACUAGCCACAGUCUAGCUCAUUGUGCCUGCAUUUAACUGUUCUCCAGCUUUGAGGUCAAUAGCCCAGGCCUUUCAGUAAUCAGCAACUUAGAACAAAGGGUAAGGGGCAG